Molecule: messenger RNA, 351 nt
Organism: Guillardia theta CCMP2712
Lineage: Eukaryota; Cryptophyceae; Pyrenomonadales; Geminigeraceae
Exons: 1
Coding region: 1-351 (116 amino acids)
Source: RefSeq, a predicted model, not a curated record
AUGGUCUCUUUUGUUUCUACCUUCUCACGCCCGGCUGUCUCCUCCCUCGCAAGGCGCGCUCUCGCUGCUGCCAAGCCUGCCUCCUCCUCCCGCUCCCUCUCUACCCUCGUCACCUCCUCGCAGUCGAUCCUCCUCGACGACACUGCCGAGCCGGCGCUCUGGCAGUGCUUGCCGGAGUGGUGCAAGGAGCACAAGAAGUACAACCAGGUCUUCGUUCUGGGAGAUUCGGUCAGUGAUUGCGAAGCAAAGAUCGAGAAGGGACGGCCAGCAAUACUUGGCAGCUUUGCCAGCAGCAUUGAGAAGAGGAGGAGGCGUUUUCUCAUCGCACGGGAUCCUUUCUGGGGAAAAUAA